CAUGCAGGCAAUGACUGGAUGGUUCGGGCCUGUUGGGGCAAUGCGGCCAGCAUGCUGCUGGGCACGAGGGGGCUAAGUAGCCAUUUGUCCAAGAUCAGGACCGCCCACUUGGGUGGGUUGCCUGAGCAUGCAGAAAUUAUUUCUGGCCGGGACAUCCUCCUGUGGGCCAGUUCCUACCUAACCUCUCCAUGUGCUCCCCAAUCUCUGGACAGGCUUGUGAGAGGGGUAAGAAGCAGCACCCAAGUCCUUCUGUGGUACCUCAGCGCCGACCACUGUGCCAGCCACUGGAAUUUGGAUCCUUGCCCCAGCAGGCAGAAAUAACCCAGGGAAAUGCAGAGGUGAAGGCAGCCCCAGAAGGUGAGACUGGUGGACACAGCAAGCGGAGAGCAGAGCUGAGAGGAGACACCAUGAAGCUGGAUGAGCGUAGUUUGGCCACGUACGCCAGGUGCGACACUCCUGUCGACUCGGAGGGCUUCCUGUUCAAGAAAGGUGGGCGCCACGCCACCUACAACCGCCGCUGGUUUGUGCUGCGGGGCAACAUGCUCUUCUACUUUGAGGACGAGGCCAGCCGUGAGCCGGUGGGUGUCAUCGUCUUGGAAGGCUGCACGGUGGAGCUGGUGGAAGCGGCCGAGUUCGCCUUUGCGGUGCGCUUCGCGGCUCCCCGGGCACGCACCUACGUGCUGGCGGCCGAGAGCCAGGUGGCCAUGGAGCGCUGGGUGAAGGCGCUGUCCCGGGCCAGCUUCCACUACCUGCGCGUGGUGGUGCGUGAGCUGGAGCAGCAGCUGGCGGCCAUGAAGGCCAGCACCCCUGCCCCGGCUCCCGUGCCACCCCGGAGAACCCGACUUCCUCUGGCCAAGGCCAAGGACAAUGGCUGCGCCGUCUGGAGCACAGAGCUCCCAGCCAGGCCCCAGCCCCCUCCCCUGCCACCCCGCCGGCGACCCUCAGCCCCACUCCGGCCCCCCGAGGGCGCCUCUUUCGCCCAGCUGCACGAGUGGUACGGCCGGGAGGUGCAAGCCCUGCGCAGCCAGUGGUACAAGAGCCAGGCCCAGUCCUGAAGGGAGCUCAGCCUGCUGUGAGAGACUGGGGGGGCUGGCUUAGGGUCAGCCCCAGCGCCCCCUUUGUAGGGGACCGGUGCUUUAGGAGAGAGACAGCCAAGGCGCCAGCCUGAAGCCCAGGAGAAUGGGCGCUGCUUUCUGGGAGCUCAGUCUGGCCUGCUGUGCCCACAAACACCAAACCGCACAGGGCCUGGCCAGGUGGCCAGAACUGAACGAGGGUCUGUGAGCUGAGAGGAAAGUGCUCGCCAACCUGAAGGCUUAGGGACUGGGCACCAACAGGGAGAGGAUGUGGCCGGACUCACCUGCAUCCAAGACCUGGUCCUAGGCCUCAGGCCUACAGGGUCUGUCGCAGUUAGGAAGUGUAGGUGUGAGUGUCCCAGCCAGUGACACAGUGACCUCUGGCUCCCGACCAUGUCCCUGCAAGCUCGGACACCGCACCACAUCCCUCAGCUCAACUCACCUGACCUCGUCCAAGCUGGCCAUGGCCUGAGCUGGCUUUCCAGCACAUUCCCUCAGGGAAAGCUGGCUUCUAGCACACCCAGCCCUGGUAGGGGCCCGGUACCAGGCAGAGGUGGGGAGUCUCUGCUGAAGCCCCCCUCUUGUCCUUUCAGCCCCUCCGGGGUCUUGGCUCAGCUCCCUGUACCCUGGCACCCCCCAGGGGUCCCAGACCUCACCCCCUUCUCUGAUCCCACUCACCACAGUGGCCGUUCUUCACCCAGUGAGAAUCUUGAGGGGCUGGGCUACCCCGACCCCGCCCUCCAGCUGGGUCAUGUUUACAGUCCUCACACGGGGACCCCUGAGGACACUUCACCCCAACCUUUAUGCUCCAGAGGCUCCUUCUGGGGGCCUGGGAAAGAAGAGAGGCCUGUGUCAGCAGCCCAGCUCACUGCCGGCUCAGUGUAACUGGCGCUUUGGUUUUAAUUUAAGUUGUAAUAUUUUGGGUGUUCCCCGCUUUUUUCUAAGCUGGGGUUUUCAACUGCUUUUGUUUCCUGUUGGCUGCUGGGCCUGUAACCCCUGACACUCCUGCCUGAGAACAGAGUAGUGGGGUUUGGCCCACUGUCCACACUCGGAGUCUGCAUGGAGCCCAGAUCCUGGUCAGGCGCUGGCAGCUGUGGGGCUAGUCUGGUCCCAAUGCAGGUUUACAAGCUCUAACGGUACAGUGACCCUGACUGGGGUGUAAAAGCUAAAAUAAAAGUUGGCCAAGUAAGUGAA
Molecule: messenger RNA, 2267 nt
Organism: Suncus etruscus (white-toothed pygmy shrew)
Lineage: Eukaryota; Metazoa; Chordata; Mammalia; Eulipotyphla; Soricidae
Gene: PHETA1
Product: PH domain containing endocytic trafficking adaptor 1
Exons: 3
Coding region: 189-1055 (288 amino acids)
Biological process (GO): endosome organization; retrograde transport, endosome to Golgi; receptor recycling
Cellular component (GO): trans-Golgi network; recycling endosome; early endosome
Source: RefSeq, a predicted model, not a curated record